AUGAGGGAUCCCACCAUCAACAUGGAGCAAGACAUUGCAGCGAAGCCACAGGCGACAAGCCUUCAAGCUGAACCACGCAAGAAUCAAAAGUCCGUCCGUGUCGCUUUCGGUCCGGAUUUGGACACUUAUAUUCCUCCGCGCGAUAAGUCACCCGCGCCUUCCUCAGGCCACCACAGAUCUUACACCACUGUUGAACAUUCGCAACCAUCUAUAUCGUCGCUUCACCGUCCAGCCAGUUCAUCAGCAGGAGAUAAUGCGGCAGUCUUCGAGCCGAGUCCUCGGUUGACGUCAGAUCGAGCUUCAGACUCGAACGGAAGACCAACAGCAGCUCUGAAAAGGGCUCGAAGUGACUAUGGGCCGAGAUUGGGAUUCGACAAGUCCGCUGUUGCCGAUGAGGAAGAAGACUUUGCCAUGCGACAUGGGUGGCAGGAGGAGUAUACCUCGAGCGAGUACCUUAAGGUUCUACACUCGAACUUUUAUAUGUACUUCACAGAGAAGCGGCACGAUACGAACGGCAUCCCAAGAGACCCAGUUGGAAGCUGGCCCAGUCAGGAUUGGCGCAUGAAGGAUCGUUUGAAGACAGUUUCGGCUGCCCUCGCCAUCUGCUUGAACAUCGGUGUCGAUCCUCCUGACGUGGUGAAGACGAACCCAUCAGCCAAGCUGGAAUGCUGGGUGGAUCCUACAUCGACCACGGGCGGCGGCCAGAACAAGAUAAUGGAGCAGAUUGGAAAGAAGCUGCAGGAGCAGUACGAAACUCUCAGCUUAAGAACUAGAUACAAGCAGUAUCUUGAUCCUUCAGUUGAUGAGACGAAAAAGUUCUGCAUUUCUCUGCGCCGUAACGCUAAGGAUGAGAGAGUUCUCUUUCACUACAACGGUCACGGUGUUCCGUUGCCUACACAAUCGGGAGAAAUCUGGGUGUUUAACAAGAACUAUACCCAGUACAUUCCAGUUAGUUUGUAUGAUUUGCAAUCCUGGCUCGCUGGUCCCAGCCUCUUCGUUUUUGAUGUUUCCCACGCCGGGAACAUCGUGCAGAAUUUCCACACUUUUGUGGAGAAGCACGAAAAGGAGAACCUUGAAGCCAAAAAGCGUGACCCGAACGCCGUGGUUCAGAACUAUGGGGAUUGCAUCCUUCUGGCAGCUUGUCAGAAGAACGAGUCACUACCUACCAAUCCCGAUCUUCCCGCAGACCUUUUCACCUGCUGCCUGACCACACCCAUAGAAAUAGCGCUGCGCUACUUCAUUCUCCAGAAUCCCCUCCAGACGAAUCUCUCAAUUGACGAAUUCAGAGUCCCUGGUCGUUUGCAGGACCGCAGAAGCCCUCUCGGCGAGUUGAACUGGAUCUUCACCGCAAUCACUGACACCAUUGCAUGGAACACAUUGCCACGGGCAUUGUUCAAGAAGCUUUUCCGGCAAGAUUUGAUGGUGGCUGCACUUUUCAGGAAUUUUCUUCUCAGCGAGCGCAUCAUGCGCACGUACAAGUGUCACCCGAUAUCCUCACCCGAACUCCCAGAGACUCAUCAUCAUCCGCUUUGGAAAAGCUGGGAUCUGGCUGUUGAGAUGGUGCUAUCUCAGCUACCAGCUCUCAUUGACCAUGAAGAGGGCCGCAGACAAUACGAGUACCAACAUUCCACCUUUUUCGCGGAGCAACUCACUGCUUUUGAAGUCUACCUCUCAUCCGGCCCAACCGAGAAGAACCCGCCGGAUCAACUCCCUAUCGUUCUGCAAGUUCUACUUAGCCAGGCACAUCGACUAAGGGCCCUCAUCCUCUUGAGUAAGUUUCUCGACUUGGGACCGUGGGCUGUUCAUCUCGCUUUGAGCAUCGGUAUCUUCCCGUAUGUCGUCAAACUGCUACAGUCAGCAGCCCAAGAGCUGAAACCUGUCAUGGUAUUCAUUUGGGCGCGGAUUAUGGCAGUGGAUCACACUGUUCAGAACGAUCUGUUGAAGGACAAUGGGAUCCAUUAUUUCAUCUCUAUCCUUAACCCUUCGUCACCCAUUCCUGUGGGUAACGCGAGUGAGCAUCGAGCAAUGUGUGCUUUCAUUGUUUCGAUAUUUUGUAAGAAUUAUCCUCAGGGACAGAAUGUGUGCCUUUCUGGCGAGCUUUUUGACUCUUGUCUGAAGCAUUUGACUGAUGUGGAAAAUCCUUUACUCCGACAAUGGUCAUGUCUCUGCAUCAGCAUGCUCUGGUCCGACUUUCCCGAAGCCAAGUGGAUGGGAAUCCGGUGUGCUGCACCCGCAAGACUCUGUGAGCUCAAUUUUGACCCCGUUCCGGAGGUCAGGGCAGCGAUGCUCCAUGCAGCGACCACAUUCUUAGGCAUCCCUGAUUUGACCGAUCAGGUGGCGCAGAUUGAAGAAUCCCUGGCUUUGGCUGUGCUGCCCAUGGCAUCAGACGGUAGUGUCCUGGUGAGAAAGGAGCUCCUUGUCUUCUUCUCGACCUUUGUCAAACGCUACCAGAACAAAUUCCUGGUCGCCGCAUAUGAAGAGUUCCAGGACGAGAAGCAAACCCUUCUCCUUCGGUUAGAGCACGACGGCUCUCGAGGGUUCACGUUGGAAGAUGUGCAGAAUGGAGCUGCCAACUCAAGUAACAAAUCACAGAAAUUGUCGCAGAGUACCACGUUUGGCACGAUCUGGAAACAACUUCUUAUACUCUCUGUUGACCCACAUCCUGAUAUUGCGCAAGACGCUAGCACGAUUAUUGACUACAUCCACCUCACCCUUCUAGCGUCUCCCAUGGCGUCGCUUACUGACAAGGCCCGAAAGGAAAUCAUGGAACUCACUAGCCGGUUGUCACAGAAAUUACAAGUUCGCGAAAGAGCGGAAUCGAAAAAGGCCGCGCCUCCACCAGCUCCUCCUUCCCAGACGGCUGCUCCCAAACAGGAAGGAUACUUGUCAUUGAGCAUCAAAAGAACAGCCAGUGUGGCCGCUUCACUCAAGAACCUUGCUUUCGGUGGACCCUCCCAGACUGAGCAACAAUCAUCGCAGAGCGUAACAUCGCCCACAAAGAGCCGCACGCCCGUCACCCCUCGAGGACGUGCUCCCCCCGAAUGGACCCGGCCUCCGGAAGUCAACGACCAGGUUGCUUCCGCGGCAGCUUAUCACCAGGCUCCAAUUCCUACCUCGCGCGGUUUCGAACCCCGAGACCCAUCUCUGGCCCCCAUGAUACCCCUUCUGAGUCGGUUUCUUGAUUGGUCCACAGAGUAUUUCCGUGAGCCCCAGAUGAAGCCCAAUGAGCCCGACGAACCUGGUAGCGCCGACUACAACGAGCGCCUCUGGAGACGUAGCCGCAACGAGAAGAUCAUCACGGAAACCCAGCCCCUCAAGGGAAAAGCAGGCAGCAGUCGCUGGGAUAACUCUUUGGCCCUGCUUACUAAUACCAGUCAGCCCCUGAAGAUGUGUUUCCAUCAAUUUGAGGAUCACCUCGCAGUUGCGGAUGACCGGGACACGAUCGCAAUCUGGGACUGGCAGAGACACAAGCGUCUCAAUAGGUUUUCCAACGGGAACCCGCCGGGCUCGAGGAUCAACGAAGUUCGUUACAUUAACGAGGACGAUCAAGCGUUGCUGAUGACCGGAUCCUCCGACGGGGUACUCAAGGUAUUCAGAAAUUACGAGUCCCCGAAAGAGGUGGAGAUAGUGACAGCUUUCCGUGCUUUGCCGGAACUAAUUCCAAGCAAUAGAAAUGCUGGUCUGGUUUUCGAUUGGCAGCAAGGCCAAGGCAAAGCACUGGUUGCUGGGGAUGUGAAGGUGAUCCGUGUGUGGAACGCGGCCACUGAAGUCUGCACCAACGACAUCCCUGCUCGCUCAGGGUCUUGCAUUACCUCCCUUACUUCCGACCAGGUGGCAGGGAACAUCUUUGUGGCCGGAUUCGGCGACGGUGCAGUCCGCGUGUUUGAUCAGCGUCUAAAACCUACGACCUCGAUGGUGAAGGUUUGGCGUGAGCACAAGCAAUGGAUCGCCAAUGUCCACAUGCAACGGGGUGGAUUGAGGGAGCUCGUGUCCGGUAGUCGAAAUGGCGAGAUUAGAUUGUGGGAUCUUCGCAUGGAUGACCCUAUCUCAACAAUCUAUGCCACUAAAGAUACCCUCAGGACGUUGAGUGUUCACGAGCACGCUCCCGUAUUUAUGGUCGGCACGAAUCGCCAUGAGGUCAAGACAUUCAACAUGGAUGGAACAUAUCUGUCCACGUUCGAACCAUACUCAAGCUUCCUGCACCACAACCGCUCUUCCCCAAUUGCCAGCACUGCCUUCCACCCACAUCGUACCAUUCUUGCCUGCGCCGCGCUUAAUGAUAACCACAUCAACCUUGUGAGUUGCUAG
Molecule: messenger RNA, 4308 nt
Organism: Aspergillus fischeri NRRL 181
Lineage: Eukaryota; Fungi; Ascomycota; Eurotiomycetes; Eurotiales; Aspergillaceae
Product: ubiquitin-binding TORC1 subunit KOG1
Exons: 6
Coding region: 1-4308 (1435 amino acids)
Biological process (GO): positive regulation of cell growth; cellular response to starvation; regulation of autophagy
Cellular component (GO): cytoplasm; TORC1 complex
Molecular function (GO): protein binding; protein-macromolecule adaptor activity
Source: RefSeq, a predicted model, not a curated record